Messenger RNA from Aureobasidium musti, 540 nucleotides. The record is from the annotation of a GenBank genome assembly. Lineage: Eukaryota; Fungi; Ascomycota; Dothideomycetes; Dothideales; Saccotheciaceae.
AUGGAAUCAUUCCUUCCAACUCCAGUCGUGCCAUCUAAUGCUCCCUUGUGGUCUGACAUCGAUCAAGACUCACGCAUUCUCAAAGAACAGUGUGGUAAUAGACAACUUGGAUAUCUCCAGACGCAGAAUACCCUAGACUACUACUCGAACGUCAACGAUGACUCUACGUGUGGAUCUGCUGGUGGAAGGCCAUCGGCCUAUCAAGCACUGCAAUAUGGUAGAGGUCGAAUAGGCAAGCUUCAACAUUCUUGGAUGGCCGGACUGGCACAGAAGUACGACCCAGGCUCUCAACACUUGCUCAACAAUGUCAAUCGUGGCAGACAUCGUGGCCUGGGAAACAUGCCUACUGACGAUCAAGAGAAAGAUCAGGAGGCAGAGAGGAAGGCCAGGCUGCUUGCAUCAAGGUUCUUACGGUGUGAUGGUUACAUCAAGUAUCGAAAUCGUCAACCCAAGGAGAAGAAGGGCAACAAAGAAGACGCGAAGUGGCCCGAUCACAUCGAAGACGCCUUCAUCGUAGGUUGGUAUAUCGCGAGUUUUUGA